AUGUCCUCUUCCUCUUCCUCCACCUCCUCCUCCUGCGACGGGAGCGGGAACCCUAUCCCCGCCGCGGCGGCGGGGGCCGUCUCGGCGGCGGCGGCUGUGGCGGGCCCCGCGGCGCAGUGGCCGAGGCGGCAGUGCCGGGACGUGUUCUGGCUGGUGGUCUUCCUCCUCCACCUGCUCGUCUUCGGCGCCGCGCUCGCGCUCUUCGGCCUCAACCGCUUCCGCCAGGCCGACCGCUUCAACAUCGGCCGCUACGCCAACCUCACCGCGGAGCCCUGGGGCACCGCCACCCCCGCCGGCUCGCCGGAGCCCGCGCCCGCCGCGCCGCCGCCGCCCUCCGUCUACCGCUCCGAGGACCCCUCCGUGCCGGCGUCCGAGCUCACCGAGACGUACUGGAAGUACUACGGCGCCGCGGGCGCCGUCGGGGCCGCGCUCUCGUGGGCGUGGCUGGCGGCGGCGGCCUGGAGGAAGGACGGCGGCAAGGUGGUCAUGCGGACCGCCGUGCACUGCCUCACGGCCUACCUCGCCGUCGUCAGCGUUCUGUGCUUCUGGGGGAAGCACUUCUUCUGGGGCGUCGCCCUGGCCGUCGGCGCCGGCCUGCACUUCCUCUGCGUCAUGUCUGUGCUCGAUAGGUUUCCCUUCACAAUGCUAGUACUACAGAAGGCAGUGAGAAUGGUACGGGAACUUCCUGAUGUGAUGCGAAUUGCUUAUGCAUUUGUGGUAGUCAUGCUUUGUUGGAUGGCAUUAUGGUCCUUUGGAGUUUCUGGUAUUGUUGCAUUUGGCAUUCCAAAUGGUGGGCAAUGGUGGCUUCUUUUGAUUUUUUCAGUCAGUUUAUUUUGGACUGGAGCUGUCCUUAGCAAUACAGUUCAUGUCAUUGUCUCAGGGAUGGUUUUCCUCGUUCUCAUUCAUGGUGGUCCAGCUGCUUCAACAAUGCCCCCAAAGCCUCUUCUGAAAUCUCUUCAGUAUGCUGUGACAACUUCGUUUGGAAGCAUUUGCUAUGGCUCACUUUUUACCGCUGCUAUUAGGACUUUACGAUGGGAGAUUCGUGGAAUUCGUUCUAAAAUUGGCAGUAAUGAGUGUUUGCUAUGUUGUAUUGAUUUUUUGUUUCAUAUUGUGGAGACGCUUGUUCGCUUCUUCAACAAAUAUGCAUAUGUACAGAUAGCAGUUAAUGGACAGAGUUUCAAUCGCUCAGCUAGGGAUGCUUGGGAGCUGUUUCAAUCCACCGGCAUCGAAUCACUUGUUGCUUAUGACUGUUCGGGUGCUAUCCUUCUGAUGAGCACCAUUUUAGGUGGAUUAAUUACUGGAACCUGCAUGGGCGUUUGGACAUAUUUCAAACAAAGUGAUAAAGCUGUUAUGGUUGGUUCAACCUCCAUGCUGAUGGGUAUGAUACUGGUUGGACUAACUGUUGUGGUUGUGGAAAGUGCUGUUACAUCAAUAUACAUAUGCUAUGCUGAGGAUCCCCUUUUGAUUCAGAGAUGGGAUCCUGAAUUUUUCGAACAAAUAUCAGAAGCACUACACCAGCGACUGCAGUACCGAAGUGCGCGAGCCCGUCAAAUACUGAAUGGGCGGCUUGAUCAUUUGCCACAUUCGUCCAUUAUUUGA
Messenger RNA from Miscanthus lutarioriparius, 1599 nucleotides. The record is from the annotation of a GenBank genome assembly. Lineage: Eukaryota; Viridiplantae; Streptophyta; Magnoliopsida; Poales; Poaceae.